Talpa occidentalis (Iberian mole) is the source of this 5314-nucleotide messenger RNA. It is a transcript of the gene ZSCAN2, whose product is annotated as zinc finger and SCAN domain containing 2. Gene Ontology annotation, cellular component: nucleus. Gene Ontology annotation, biological process: central nervous system development; regulation of transcription by RNA polymerase II. The record is from RefSeq and is a predicted model, not a curated record. The transcript is spliced from 3 exons. NCBI's taxonomy places the organism in Eukaryota, Metazoa, Chordata, Mammalia, Eulipotyphla, Talpidae. The coding region runs from base 170 to 2014 and encodes 614 amino acids. Gene Ontology annotation, molecular function: RNA polymerase II cis-regulatory region sequence-specific DNA binding; DNA-binding transcription factor activity, RNA polymerase II-specific.
CCCCCACGGGGGCAAACCAGGCCCUGCCGGCCCGUCCUCCCUCGGCGCGGGGCUCACGCUGUGGAUUUGCUGCCGGGUGUUUAAGGGCUCCUUGUUGAGGAGGGAGUCAGUCGACUUCUCAGAGCUGAAGUUCCAGUUGAGGAGGCAGAGCGAUUGCCCGAGAACGCAGAUGAUGGCUGCCGAGGUGCCCAGAGUGGCCACUCCUCUCAGCCCGGUGGUCCAGGUGCCUCGGGAGGACGCUGGCCAGGAGGAGGUCACUGCCGCGAUCCUGGAGGAUGACGCCUGGGUGCAGGAGGCUGUCCUGCAGGAGGAUGGCCCUGAGUCUGAGCCGUCUUCCCAGAGUGCCGCCAAGGGCAGUCCCCAGGAGGCAGGGGCAGGAGGGCCGCAGGGUGCGCUCAGCAGACUUCGAGAGCUGUGCCGGCGCUGGCUGCGCCCGGAGGUGCACACCAAGGAGCAGAUGCUGACCGUGCUGCCCAGGGAGAUCCAGGCCUGGCUGCAGGAGCAUCGGCCCGAGAGCAGCGAGGAGGCCGCGGCCCUGGUGGAAGACCUGACCCAGACGCUCCGGGAUCGUGAUUUUGAGAUCCAGCGUGAAAACGGGGAAAACUGUAACCAGGACCUCUUUGAGGACAUGGAGUCCCAUGAGAUGUUCUCAGACACGCCCGAAGGGGAAGGCACUCAGCAGUCUGAUUGGGAAAGUGACCCUGAGAGGGACUGCAGCUCCAGAGGACCCCAGGGAAACACCCCAGGGGAGGACAAGAGGGAGAUGCCCUCCCAGGGCAGGGAAGUCGGACAGCUCAUUGGCAUUCAGGGCACCUAUCUGGGCGAGAAGCCCUAUGAAUGCCCCCAGUGUGGGAAAACCUUCAGCCGGAAAUCCCACCUCAUCACUCACGAGCGGACCCACACAGGAGAGAAGUACUAUAAGUGCGAUGAAUGCGGAAAAAGCUUUAGUGACGGUUCAAACUUCAGUAGACACCAAACUACUCACACUGGGGAGAAGCCUUAUAAAUGCAGGGACUGUGGGAAAAGCUUUAGCAGGAGCGCAAACCUCAUAACCCACCAGAGGAUCCACACCGGGGAGAAGCCUUUUCAGUGUGCCGAGUGUGGCAAGAGUUUCAGCAGGAGCCCCAAUCUCAUUGCUCAUCAGCGAACCCACACGGGAGAGAAACCCUACUCGUGCCCCGAGUGUGGAAAGAGCUUUGGCAACCGGUCCAGCCUUAAUACACACCAGGGGAUCCACACAGGAGAAAAGCCCUAUGAGUGUAAAGAAUGUGGUGAGAGCUUUAGUUACAACUCCAAUCUGAUCAGACACCAGAGGAUCCACACAGGAGAGAAACCAUACAAGUGUCCAGACUGUGGGCAGAGGUUCAGCCAGAGUUCGGCCCUCAUCACCCACCGGAGAACUCACACGGGAGAGAAGCCCUACCAGUGCAGUGAGUGCGGGAAAAGCUUUAGUCGCAGCUCCAAUCUGGCCACACACCGGAGGACCCACAUGGUGGAAAAGCCCUAUAAGUGUGGGGAGUGUGGGAAAAGCUUCAGCCAGAGCUCUAGCCUGAUCGCUCACCAGGGCAUGCACACGGGAGAGAAGCCCUACGAGUGCCUGACGUGUGGAGAGAGCUUCAGCUGGAGCUCCAACCUCAUCAAGCACCAGAGGAUCCACACGGGCGAGAAGCCCUACAAAUGUGGCGAAUGUGGGAAAUGCUUCAGCCAACGCUCGCAGCUCGUGGUGCACCAGCGGACUCACACAGGCGAGAAGCCCUACAAAUGCCUCAUGUGUGGCAAAAGCUUUAGCCGGGGCUCCAUUUUGGUCAUGCACCAGCGAGCCCACUUGGGAGAUAAGCCCUAUAGGUGUCCUGAAUGUGGGAAAGGCUUUAGCUGGAAUUCAGUUCUGAUUAUCCAUCAACGAAUCCACACCGGGGAGAAGCCCUACAAGUGCCCCGAGUGUGGCAAAGGCUUCAGCAAUAGCUCCAACUUCAUUACACACCAGAGAACUCACAUGAAAGAGAAAGUUUACUGAGGCAGCAAGAGAACAUGAGGGCCUGGUCCUGGAGAGGGAGUACCAUGCCGCCCCCCAGUAGGGUUGUCUCUUUAAAAGAGCCACUCUUCAAAAAUGCUCUUUGGGGAUUUCUGCCAGCAUCUUACCCCUGCUUCUCACCGCUAGGAUAUCUUCCUCUUAGUGUCAGAGCAAACCCUGAGAACAGAGUGUAGGUAUAGAAAGUCGGAAACGUGGAUCUUUUUCUAGUAUGUUUCACGACUUGAUCGGCUGCCUCUCUCCUGGCCCUCUGCCUGUUUUCCGUGUAGAAUGGAAGACAGCAUGGCUCAUGGCUCAGGCUGAGUCCUCAGAGAGGUACCAGAGUCUGUUGGUGUGGUGGGGUGAUUUUGUGGCCACAUUGUGGGGCUCAGGUGCCUUUACCCCAAGCUGCUGGUGUGACAGGCCCUGCCCUUGUCAGAACUGGCUUCCUGUCUUUGUGUUCUGGGCUAUGGUUCACUUCAAGGUAAGGGCUUGUCCAUUUUUGAGUCAUCAACAUGAAGGUAAAAUUCUUUUCUGUUUCUAGAAAGUGCCAGGAACACUGGAACAUGAGGCUAGGGUGUAUACGGCCUGGGACCUGUGCCCCAGCAGUCCGCUGUUGGUAAGGGUUGAACAGAGCCUGCCAGGGAAGGUUACAUAGCGAUUACAUUUUGCUUCCUGUCUUAUGGUAAGUUAGUUGCCAGGGGAACAACUUGUUUUUGUGGGGUUUUGUCUUUGAGUCUGAAGUUAAGUCUUUCCCAACAGAGGUAUAGGCAUCACUCUGUUCACUUGUCAGUUCCCUGUUCCUGGUUUUUAUUCUGUAUGUGCAGAUCUGGGGCUCUAUACAGCAGCUUUUCAAUACCAAGAAUAUUAUUUUGAAGGAACUGAGGACACAUUCUUCCCCUGAAGAGAUUUGGGAGUUAGGAAUUUGUCACUUUUGAUCUUGGGAUGCUACUGGGGCUUUGUUCUCGGGUCCUUGAGCCUUGAAACAGGAAGGACCGGGAUGAUAGCAGGUGAAGGGAUUCACUUUGAGGGAAAAGAGAAUAGAUAAGGUACUUCUGGGAAAUGUUAAAUCUUCUCCUGGGUGUGGGGCCUGGCUUAGAGUGGGCCUUGGAUCCUAUAGGAAUGAUGGACACUUAAUAUUGCCUAAUAAAGUAAUGUCCCAUUCUUCUUUAGUCUUUUUUUUUUAAAAGAUUUAUUUAUGCAUACAAGAUGAAAGCCAGAGGUGCAUGUGUGUGUGUGUGUGUGUGUGUGUGAGAGAGAGAGUGAGAGAGGAUUCACCAGAGACAGAGUGGGGAGCAGAACAGGUGGAUCUACUAAAAUACACUGCUGAGGGGAGCAGCGGGGAGACAGGAGAGGUCUGUGCCACGUGGGUAGCUCCCUGGCCAGCCCGGAAAUGAACUCGUGCUGCAGUGGCUGGCGAGAGCUUGAUAGCGCUGUCUUUAACCCCUCGCCACCAUGGAAGCCCCUAGUGUGUUAAAAACCUAAACUUGGGGGCCUCCCUGGUGGUGCAAGGGGUUAAGUGUCAGCAUUAUGAAGCUUUAUCAGCAGCCACUGCAGCGUGAGUUCAAUUCCCCGCCAGGAAGCUGACCCACAUGGCACAGUAGCCCUCUCCUGUUUUUCCCACUGCUCUCCUCAGCAGUGUAUUUCAGUAGAUCUGCCUGUUCUGCUCCCCACUCUGUCUCUGGUGAAUCCUCUUACCCUCCUGCACCUCUGGCCUGUACCCCAGUUCUUGUAAGUAAAUAUAUCUUUUAAAAACCCAAAAAGGGCUUCCUGGUAGCACAAGGGGUUAAGAUGCAGCACUGUGAAGCUGUCCGCAGCCACUGCAGCAUGAGUUCAAUCCCCCACCAGGAAGCUGACACACAUGGCGCAGCAGACCUCUCCUGGCUUGCCUGCUGCUCCCCUCAGCAGUUUAUUUCAGUAGAUUCGCCUAUUCUGCUCCCCACCCUGUCUCUGGUGAAUCCUCUCACCUUCCCACACCUGUGGCCUGUACCCCAGUUCUUAAAUGCAUAAAUAAAUAAAUCUUUAAAAUAAAAAAAACCCUAAAUUUGACUCGCUUCCCCAUCAAGCACACACCUCUCUUGCCCUGGACUGAAAGUGACCCACAUCUCGGGAAGGAGAAACUAUCAGAUAGCAGAGAACACACCGGUGCUCAGUGAGCACAUACAUCUCUCUACUGCCCUGUGCCAACCGCACAUCAAUCUGCUGACCAAGACUCGGAACAGCAGCUUCUGCGGAGGAGCCAGAUGGCCUCUUAGCAGAUGAUUCCACUGGUAAUGAUGCAGAAUUUACAAAACCAGAAAGAAUGUGUCUAACUGAGGCAGUGACACCUGUUCACCCACACCACAUUGGCUGUGCCAUCCGCAUCUUUGACCCCAUUCCUUCAAUUAUUUGGCAAACAUUUACUGAAGACUUACGUUCUAUGCUAGGUGCCAGCGAAAGGCUGUCAAUAAGAAACCCCAUGACCUUUGUGAAGUUUUGUAGGAGGAAGAUUCCCAUCUGCCUGGAUGGCUUCCCAGGUAACUUUAUAAAGUUCUAGAAUUUGUGGUUUUGGUAUUAAGAAGACAGUGGAUCUCUCUUCCCUUCACAUCUCAACCUGAAAGAAACUGAUAGUAGUUUUUGAGAUGACCAGUUUCCUUUUCUACUCCUCCCUAUCUAGUAGAAACAAAAUAUCUUGGAAAAAAGGAAACAGCAGCAGCUCAGAAGUCCUCCCUCAGGCUCCCUGUCUCCUCCAAGCCCAGUCAGGAGUUCUGGUGUAGAGGAUGGGUGCAGUGCUGGAACUGCCCAGAAUUGGUUCUCCACAGGCUUGUGCCAUGAACUAUAUACCCACAAAGUCUAAUUUUCGUUAGAGGUUUCAUAAUGUGAGGCAAGUCAUAAUGAGGUUUCCUCCUCUUUUUUUCAUGCACUUUCCCUUCCCUUUGGGUUGCAUUUAUAGUUUACAAAGAGCCAUAGUAGCUUCUAGUAGUAAUUUACAGCGAAGUUACCAAGCACUGGCACUGCCAGGUUCACAUGCCCCUCAGUCUUGACAGCACCCUGGGAUGUAGGUGCGUGUCCCUACCUUACCUUGUCACCACUUGAGGAGGGGCCAGACUCAGAAGACAGGUUCAUUAAGUCACUUGCCUAGCAGACCUGUAGCUUAACCCCUUGACUCCUGAGGUCAGGUAAGUCCACUGUUAUUAAAGUCAGGAGACAGUACCUGAGGAGCAAAUGGAGAAAUCAUUAAAAUGAAAGUGACAUUGGCAGCUGGCUUUAGCCUUCCCUGCGGGUGUCAAGAGCACCCAUAACGACAGUGGGCCCUUCCUGGCGGAG